AUCUCCAUACUUCCGGUUCCGGUCUAAUGAUCGCGGCUUGAAGCGUUUCGGUUUUGCUCGGAUCUUAUCUGGUUUUUAAAGAUGGGGGAGGCAGAUGUGACCCUCAGUCAGACCGAGGAGAAGCCCCCGGACUCGGCUCUGGUUCCCGGGGAGGACUCGGUGGUCUGGAGCCACGAAGUGGAGGUGUGUCUUUUCCACGCAAUGAUCGGACACAAACCAGUGGGAGUGAACCGCCACUUCCACAUGAUCUGCAUCCGGGAUAAAUUCAGCCAGAACAUCGGCAGGCAGGUUUCUUCCUCCGUCAUCUGGGACCAUCUGGGGACCAUGUACGACAUGCAGGCUCUGCACGAGUCGGAGAUCCUGCCGUUUCCGAACACGGAGAAGAGUUUCUCGCUGCCGGAGGAGAUCAUCCAGGAAGUGAAAGGAGGGAAGCUGGGCUCAGAGGAGGAGACCAAGGAGGAGUUCAGGAUGGAGAGGGAACCUCCUGCUACACAUGAAGAAGGAAGUAACUCGUCUAUGAAGAUGUCAGAGCGAAUGAGCGGCAUUCGGGAAAAAGAGAAGGAGCGCGACAAGGAGAAGGGCGGAGGUGAAGGAGGAGUAGCAGGAGGAGCAGGAGGAGGAGGAGCGAAGGAAGCAGAGAAGAGGAAGAGGAGCCGAGCCACAGAAAAACUGCUGUCGUCUUCCAACCCGGCGAGUCCGGGAGGCGCCAAGAGGAGGCGCACCUGAGAGCUGGACUCUGUUUAUUUCAGUUUAUUUGCUGUAGCUUUUUGUUUUCCGUGUUCAUGUUUCCCAUGGAGCCGAGCAGAACUCUGGACCGAACGCGGCUCUGCUGGAUGAACCGCUGCAGUUCUGCUCCGGACUCCGGUCGGCCCAGUUCUGGAGAACUCAGCCGCUCCAUCUUUCAGGCUCCUGGAAGAAAGCCGAGUCGGAUCUCUGGGAAUGUUUCUCCAUCUGAAAUCUGCUCCAAAUGAGCAGAAAAACACAUUCAUGAUGCUUUCCUCUAUUUUUAGCUUAUGUUUAGUUUCAGUUUCAUACAGCGUGGGAUGUUUUAAAAUGUUCUUCUUGGUUUUUAUUUUUAUGAAAAUAUUUAUUCAUGAUGACAAGACUGUUGGUGACAUUAAAGAUGAACUCCUCA
Messenger RNA from Gambusia affinis (western mosquitofish), 1135 nucleotides. It is a transcript of the gene mrgbp, whose product is annotated as MRG/MORF4L binding protein. Lineage: Eukaryota; Metazoa; Chordata; Actinopteri; Cyprinodontiformes; Poeciliidae. Gene Ontology annotation, biological process: regulation of transcription by RNA polymerase II. The transcript has 5 exons. The record is from RefSeq and is a predicted model, not a curated record. Bases 82 to 726 code for a protein of 214 amino acids. Gene Ontology annotation, cellular component: nucleus; NuA4 histone acetyltransferase complex.